GUGCGCGGGGCAGAACGACACUCGAGCGUCCCGUCGACGAGUCGUGCAGGCGAACGUGGGGCCGCUACACCUGCGCGACGACGCGGGGGCGGUGGGGGAAGAAAACAAGAACAACUCGCGUGAGCGCCAUCUGACUCCAGAUUGACCAUUAAAAAGAAAAGUGUUCCCCCCCCCCCACCCCACCCCGCCCCACCGCCACCCUUUAAAAUUUGGAGCCACGGGGGGGAGUUAGUGACAAUUGUUGCGUUGCGAGCGAGCGAUCGAAGAGGCUGCAAGUCAAGAUGAUGUCCUACAUAAAACAACCCCAUUACACCAUGAAUGGCUUAAAUUUGCCCGGCCCGGGGAUGGACGUGCUGCACACGACUGUCGCUUAUCCGUCCACACCCAGGAAGCAGCGAAGGGAGCGGACCACCUUCACGAGAACGCAACUGGACAUCCUAGAGGCCCUCUUCUCGAAAACCCGCUACCCGGACAUCUUCAUGAGGGAGGAAGUGGCCCUCAAAAUCAACCUUCCAGAGUCACGUGUGCAGGUGUGGUUCAAGAACCGACGUGCCAAGUGCCGUCAGCAGCAGCAGCAGAGCAGUGGGCAGUCCAAACCACGCCCCCCCAAGAAGAAGGCCUCCCCAGUGCAGGAGCCCAGCGCCCCCGAUCCCGUCCCAAACCCUUCCGGCUCGUUCAGCCCCUCGUCAGCCCAGUCGGGCGUCGGUUUGCUCCAGAGCUCCGGUACCGGAAACGCCGCCGUCUCCAUCUGGAGCCCGGCCAUCUCCCCCCUCCCCGACCCCCUGGCCUCCUCCACAGCUCCCUGCAUGCAGCGGCCCUCACCGUACCCGAUGAGCUACGGCCAGCCGUCAGCCUACGCCCAAGGCUACGCCAGCACCACCUCCUACUUCACAGGCUUGGACUGCAGCGCAUACCUGUCCCCCAUGCACUCGCAGCUAUCGGGCACCGGGGGCGCUCUCAGCCCCAUCACCGUGCCCUCCAUGGGGGGCUCCCUAAGCCAAUCGCCCGCCUCGCUGUCUUCACAGGGCUACAGUACCGCCUCCUCUCUGGGCUUCACCUCAGUGGACUGCCUGGACUACAAGGACCAGCAGGCCUGGAAACUAGGAUUCACUACAAUGGACUGCCUGGACCAUAAGGACCAAAACUCCUGGAAGUUCCAGGUCCUCUAGAAAGCGUUACAGGGCAGCGUCCAGUUUGUUAGUGUGAAGCGUGCUGCUGAUGUUCUUUUGUAUGAGUUUAAUUUCACUUUCAGGCAAGCGUUGUCGAGAAGCUUUUCCCCGCAAUAUAUUUGGACAGCAGUGAUGUUCUUGUUACUGCCAGACUACAAACAUAUUAUAACCAACAGAUCAAAAAGCUUUUAAGGCUCAUUUUCAUAUCAUUUGAUCAAUAAUGGUAAAGACAGGUAAAAAAAAAAAAAAAAAAUCUAGUUUAGCCAGUUUUCAUGCCGUCUUGGUUUUAUAUGGGUAAUUGUCUCUCUUGCUGAAACAGACCCACUUAUUUUCAAAUAUGAUCCUAACUACUCAUUAAACCCAUUUCACGCUUGUUUUUAUACAAUCGUAAUAACGGUAGACAUGCAACAGUGCGGACACUUACAAAUUCAUAAAUAUUUAUUCAUAUUUCAGAAACAACACCGUUUAUUUUGCUGUCGGCUAUUGUAUGAAUGAAAAAUGGCAACGUAAUCCUUGCACUUCAGCUCACAGAUCCCUCGGGUGUGUUGGAAAAACAUAAUAAGACUCUGGCCGGUGGCAUUAACGGUAAAGACUGUUUGGAAAAGGAAAAAAAAAAAAAAAAAAAAAAAAAAAAGAACUGAAAA
Phycodurus eques (leafy seadragon) is the source of this 1813-nucleotide messenger RNA. RefSeq names its product cone-rod homeobox (gene crx). Gene Ontology annotation, biological process: multicellular organism development; regulation of transcription by RNA polymerase II. NCBI's taxonomy places the organism in Eukaryota, Metazoa, Chordata, Actinopteri, Syngnathiformes, Syngnathidae. Gene Ontology annotation, molecular function: RNA polymerase II cis-regulatory region sequence-specific DNA binding; DNA-binding transcription factor activity, RNA polymerase II-specific. The transcript is spliced from 3 exons. The record is from RefSeq and is a predicted model, not a curated record. Gene Ontology annotation, cellular component: nucleus. Bases 282 to 1169 code for a protein of 295 amino acids.